Medicago truncatula (barrel medic) is the source of this 3393-nucleotide messenger RNA. RefSeq names its product G-type lectin S-receptor-like serine/threonine-protein kinase At4g03230. The record is from RefSeq and is a predicted model, not a curated record. Gene Ontology annotation, molecular function: protein serine/threonine kinase activity; ATP binding. The transcript has 8 exons. NCBI's taxonomy places the organism in Eukaryota, Viridiplantae, Streptophyta, Magnoliopsida, Fabales, Fabaceae. Bases 125 to 3205 code for a protein of 1026 amino acids. Gene Ontology annotation, biological process: recognition of pollen; protein phosphorylation. Gene Ontology annotation, cellular component: plasma membrane.
AUCCUUAUGAAGACCAAUUAGUUUGUUCUAUGGUAGAAGAUGCAUGUAGGGUCAUGGCCAAAAAUGACAUACUAAUCAUGAGUGCAAGGUCUAAAACCAAAGUGUUCUAAUCUGAUAGAGUUUCAUGUCCAGUAACAUGAGAACUCUUUUUCUCUUUUUCAAUCUUUAUACUUCUUGGUUGCUAAUAUGCUCUUCUCAGCUUUGUUUAGCAGGAGAUACUUUGAACAUUGGCCAGAAGAUAUUAAGCAAUGAAACCUUAAACAACCUUGUUUCAGCUGGAAAAAUGUUUGAACUUGGCUUCUUUACUCCAAGCAACAAUGGUAACUCACAAAGAUACUUAGGUAUAUGGUAUCACAUUCAAGAGGAGUCACAACAACCUCAAAAACAAACAGUGGUGUGGGUUGCCAACAGAGACAACCCUGUAGCUGUUGAUUCCAUUGGAGUUUUCCAAAUAGCAGAGGAUGGGAAUCUCGUAGUUUUAGACACAUCCGGUAAUGAAAAAAGGUACUGGUUUUCUAAUUCCAGUUCCAAAAUCAAAGACUCUUCUAGUUUUUCACCUAAAAUCAGAACAGUGAAACUCAUGGAUUCUGGUAACCUUGUUUUAUAUGACGAUGAACUCAUGGAAGUGAAACUGUGGGAGAGCUUUGAAAAUCCAACUGACACAUUCCUACUUGGAAUGAAUAUGGAUAAGAAUUUGAGUCUGACUAGUUGGAAAGGUGCUGAUGACCCAAGCAGUGGGGAUUUCACUUUUAAGACAAUGGACAACCGUUUCAUCAUCUUAAACCGAAGUGAAAUUCAUUGGGAGAGCGAAGAGCACGGAAAGCAUGAUCAAUUGGACGACAUCAGCUUUGAGGUUUAUAAUUUGUUGACCAACUUCAGUUUUCUUGUUUAUAAUUCGUCAAACAAAUUCAGUUCACCUGAAAAACGGAACAGAUCAGUAAUUCGUAACGAACAGUAUAACAAUAAAAGAUUGUUCCUCAAUUCCACAGGUGUGAUACAGUGGGUGGAAGAUGAUUUGCUAGUUAUAUGGAAGCAGCCAAGAAGCAAAUGUUUAACAUAUAAUGCUUGUGGAAACUUUGCUAGCUGUAAUGACGAUGAUAGCGUUUGCAAAUGUUUACCAGGAUUCUACAAUGAUAACCAGGGAGAGGAAGAUUCUUCACGACAUUGUACGAGGAGAAAAACAACAUUCUGUACUGAAAAUGACACGAAGUUCUUGAACUUGACCAUGAUUAAAACAGGAAGGCCAGAUAUAAAGGUAACCGUGGAAUCUCAAAAAAAAUGCGCAGAUUUGUGCCAUGGGAUGUGUCCACAGUCACAGUGCCAGGCUUACUCAUAUGCUCAAGUCCCUGAUAAGCAGCAGCGUGGUCUUAUUCCUUCAAACUGUUGGAUCUGGACACACAGUUUAACUACUCUUAAAGAAGAGUAUACUAGUUGGGAUGAUGAUCGUAGACUCAUUAUCCUAGUUGAUAAAUUAGACAUAGAACCAACUCCAAGAACUUGUGAGCCCUGUGGUACAAACACAGUCCCUUAUCCUCUCAGUACCGGACCCAACUGUGGAGACCUCGCAUACUUCAACUUUAGAUGCAAUACCACAACAGGCCAAGGUCACCUUAGCUUCACGGCCGCUAACAACGUUAGUUACAGAGUUAUUCGUGUUGAUCAAAGUAGAAGAAAGCUUACCCUUCAUAAUGAGGAUUAUUCCUUUACUAGUUGUGAUGAAGGAUCUAAACGGACAGGAAGUCUGAACGUUUCUUUACCGUUUCGCAUGACCAGUGACAAUACGUGCUCUGAACAACUUGAAGUUAGUUGGGAACCACCUUCCGAACCCAUCUGUAAUAACUCUGUUGAUUGCCAUGGCUGGAACCAUUCUACUUGUAGUAAAGGAAAGAGGUGUCUUUGCAAUGCAAACUAUAACUGGAAUGGCGAAUCUUUAAAUUGUACCAAAACACCUAGAUCCUCUCCUACUGCUACAAAAGAGCCAAACAGAGAGAAGUCUAAAAGCUUAUUCUAUUUGAUUCUGGGCUUAUCUCUUUUCGGCGUAGUUGCUCUAGUUGGCAUCAUUAUUUUUGCUUAUGCAUGCAGAGGAAGAAUAGUGCAUAUGAUUAAGCAAGAUAAGGAUAGCGUACGAAGAAAUAUCAGAGGGCGAUUUUACGACAGUGAAAGACAUGUGAAGGAUUUGAUAGACAUGGAGGGAUUGGAAGAGAAUGACAAUGAAGGAAUAGAGGUUCCGUAUUUCGAUUUCGAGAGCAUACUAAUGGCGACAGAUGACUUUUCCGAUGCAAAUAAACUUGGAAAAGGUGGUUUUGGGCCAGUUUACAAGGGUAAGCUUGGUGGUCAAGAAAUUGCAGUAAAGAGACUUUCAAAUGUUUCAUCACAAGGCUUACAGGAAUUUAAGAAUGAGGUUGUUUUGAUUGCUAAACUUCAACAUCGAAACCUUGUUAAAUUACGGGGCUACUGCGUAAAAGGAGAGGAAAAAAUUCUGCUUUAUGAGUAUAUGCCUAACAAGAGCCUGGACUUAAUGAUAUUCGAUUCGACAAAAAGCGUAAUUUUGGAUUGGCCAAUGCGGUUUGAAAUAAUUCUCGGAAUUGCUCGUGGACUGCUCUAUCUUCAUCAAGACUCAAGACUUAGAGUUAUUCACCGAGAUUUGAAAACUAGCAACAUUCUUCUAGACGAGGAGAUGCAACCGAAAAUCUCAGAUUUUGGACUAGCAAGAAUAGUUGGAGGGAAAGAAACUGAGGCAAGCACAGAGAGAGUUGUUGGUACAUACGGGUACAUGUCUCCUGAGUAUGCCUUGGAUGGAUAUUUCUCAACAAAGUCAGAUGUUUUCAGUUUUGGCGUUGUCUUGCUUGAGAUCAUCAGCGGAAAAAAAAACACCGGAUUCUAUCGGUCUAAAGAGAUUUCAAGCCUUUUGGGUUAUGCUUGGAGACUAUGGAGAGAAGAUAAAUUGCAAGAUUUAAUGGACCCAACUCUAAGUGAUACUUACAACGUUAACCAAUUUAUUAGGUGUUCACAAAUUGGACUCUUAUGCGUACAAGACGAACCAGAUGAUCGUCCACACAUGUCAAAUGUGGUGACCAUGCUCGACAAUGAAACUACAACCCUCUUAACACCUAAACAACCAACCUUUUUUACACGUAAUAAAGACCUCUCAAGCACAGCUUCUUCAAGUUUGCAGCUUGAUAGUAUCAUUGAAGAAGGACGAUGAGAGAUAAAACAUUGCUCCAAUUGGACACUUUUGGAACAAAAAUUUGUUCAAGCAAUCAUUUGUUUGUUUUGUUGUCUUACUUUUCAAUUAUACUAGUAGUUCAAAUUCAUGUAACUUUGAGCACAAUUGUAUAUUGGCAAUGUCGCAAACAUAACAAUAAUUGCUGGAAAUAAAUUUAUUUCUUGUUA